Messenger RNA from Brassica napus (rape), 1782 nucleotides. RefSeq lists its product as uncharacterized. Lineage: Eukaryota; Viridiplantae; Streptophyta; Magnoliopsida; Brassicales; Brassicaceae. The record is from RefSeq and is a predicted model, not a curated record. The transcript has a single exon. Bases 865 to 1056 code for a protein of 63 amino acids.
GAGGUACAGACGAGAAUGCAGCUUAGACAGUCUGAUCCUCAAGAUUAGGCGCAUGUUUUUCUCUUUUGCAAUCUCUUUAUUUUCUGUUUUACAAAUAAGACAGCAGCCAUAAGAACAUGCUGCCUAAAGUCAUAAAACAUAAUUAUUGACUAUGUAAAGACACUUGACGGUGAGCAGAGAGUACAGUUUCAAAAACCGGUUAAUGAUAGGAAUCUUCCGACGCCUAAGAGGCUGGACACUUGUUCUCUACUCAAUAGUUGAACUUGCAAAAUUUGAAGAGAAGACAAAAGAAGUGAAACGUUUCAGGACUUAUUGGGCAUGAAUUUUCGUUUCAGGACUCAAUCCUAACGUGUCUGUCACUUAGCUGUAGAGAAUUAUUCAAUCUUAUACAGUAGAUUUAAUCUUCCCCUCUAUUAACCAAACAACUUUUUCUUACCCUAGACCUUACCGAUAUACAUUGAUGAACCAUGUGAAUAUUUGUCUUUCAUUGCGCUUUUGUUUUCUCACAUCCAUAAUAACAACUUGAUUGGAUUAGUGAUAUGGAGUUUAUUAGGAAAGACGACAAUGACCCCGUGAUAGUUGCUCCAUUUUAGUCAUAUAUGUUAACAAGAAGAAUCAGAAAGUAUUCAUGAAUUGUCAAAGAUAUCAUAGUUAAGAUAGGGCAAAGCUUGGCGACCAAGAUAAUUAAAGAGGUCACUUUCAAGAAAACGUGUCCAAAGAACAUUCAACGCUGAUGUUCUCUUAUAAAUACAUACACUUCACAUAGUUACCUGAUACUAAACCUAAAACAUCAUCCAUACUAAACCUAAAACAUCAUCCAUCGUAUAUAGACUCCGGAUCACGCACGUUUGCUUUGACACUCCGAUGUUCAUGUCUCUCUUAGACUUCUUUUUUGGUUGCUUCAUUCCAAAAUCUGGCUCAAAGAGAACCUCAACCGAUGGUAGUAGUAACCCUAAAGUAUUGUCCUUGGAGAAACCAAAAAGCAACUCCAAAUGUCUGAGGGCUCCAAUCAUAGUGUCUCAUUUUCCCGUACGUUCGAAUCUUUCGCUACUGUAAGAGGAGACCAGAAGAUGAAGUGUGUGAAAUGUUGAAAUAUUUCUUGUGCAAGUCUUUCCUUCUUUUUUGUUUCUCUAAUUAUCUUGUUUGUUUGAUUAUGUAUAAAUUGCAAUAGACCAUUCAGAUUUAUAAAAACAUAUAUGGACUGCAAGAAAACAGAAAAUAAUCCGGCAACAAAAGAAUUUGAUUCGUAUUCAGGACAAAUUGAAGUUUUAACGAGUAGAUAUUUAGUAAAUAAAUGUCAAAACAAUACUAGUAAUUCUGCUAAUCAAUGUCAGGAGGAGAGUGUUGACUGUGUCUGUGUGCAAGUGUUAUACCAUAGAUUUGUUUUACAGAGGACACUUAUAAAACGCAUAAACAACGAUUAAGAUGUACAUGGCGUCCCCAUUAGGAGCUUCUUUGGUAUUGGUCUAUUAAAUUUUCAAAAAACCUUUUUAUUAGUACAUUUUUACUUUUUUUUUGGUGAAAAUGUUAAGAUUUUUACCAUUUUUGUAAGAUAUUUCCGGAGAUAGUACGAAUACUACACUUAGUAUUUUCUAUUAGAAAGUAACUUCACAAUUAUAAUAUGUUAAUGUAAAUAGUGAAUUAGGUAUUAAAAGCUUAUUCUGCCCCCCAAAAAAAAAAGAAAACAAUUACUUUAAAAAAAAAAGAAAAUUACUUCAUCUAUUUUAUUGAUGUUUUGGAGUAAAUUACAAAGGUUAAAAUUCACUUUUUCUUAAAUACACU